AAAUAAAGGAUCGCUUCUCCUUUCCCUUACUACUCAUAUCAAAUCGUUAGAGCUUGAAAAUUAGUAUACUUGCAGUAGAAAUUACCCCGUGAUAGUCAUGUAUGAUAAUACCAAAUAUUUUCCACGAUCAAUUGACUCCGAGAUCCCAGACCAGUCAGAGGAGAGCGAGGCCACUGAAACUGACUAUCUAGUUAGGCACGAUAUGGUUUAUAAUCUGCAGGGCAAUGCCUUGGAAGAAGAUGUCCCAGAUGUUCCAUCGGGAAGCCUCAAGUCCCUCGGUCCAACUGCUCCAGAUUCUCAAAGGCCUUCCUCUUCGGAACCCCAACUGAUUAUUAUUUACGAGGAAGGAGACAUCAACAGCGCCCUUCAUUUCCUUAUCGAAUCCGCUCACAAUCCCUUUAGGCCAAAUGCGGUGGCCAUGGUACUGGUUGAGGAGAAAAUUCGCGAAGAGGUCGUCCGACGCAUCCUUACAAACCUACAACCGCUCAGCGAGUUGGUGACCGAGCAUCCCAGUUUCCUGGAGUCCCUGAGGAAGGCCGAGGCCUUGAAUUUGGAGCUAAUCAAAGCGGAGGACACCGAAGCGAAACCAUUUCAUUCUUACCCGGUUUUUGUCUGCGAGUGCACCCACGAUGUGCUGGGCAAAUAUCCCACUGGGGUCACAACCUUCUACACAUUUCGCAACAACCAGGAGGCCAUUGAUAUAUGCCACAGGCAGACCCUGACCUUCAGCGCCGUCUCCGUUUGGAACGAAAGCCUGGAUGGGUGCUACGAGAUUGCGGUGGCUCUCGAUUGUUCACACUUUUUCAUGAACUGCUUUAAUGUGCCUCUUUUGCCGAUUUCCAAGCAGCUGGCAUCGCCACAAAACUACGUGGCCAUUCACAAUGGAUAUCAUUUCGAAACCCUACACAUCUACAAUCAGUUCAAGUCUAUUGUUUUCCCCGUUGGCGAGCUAAUUUGGCCCUGUCUGAAUGAUGAGGAGGUGGAGCAAACGCCCAUUUCCUUCUUGGACCCCUAAAAAGUCUGAUUUGCUUCCUCUUCAAAAUAAACAAGAAAAUAAUCGCCAGUGAGGAGUAUUUGCAAAGUAUAAA
This is a messenger RNA of Drosophila serrata, 1088 nucleotides long. RefSeq lists its product as uncharacterized. Gene Ontology annotation, molecular function: oxidoreductase activity. The record is from RefSeq and is a predicted model, not a curated record. NCBI's taxonomy places the organism in Eukaryota, Metazoa, Arthropoda, Insecta, Diptera, Drosophilidae.